This is a messenger RNA of Centrocercus urophasianus (Greater sage-grouse), 1256 nucleotides long. Its product is annotated as protein FAM169B-like. The coding region runs from base 47 to 907 and encodes 286 amino acids. The record is from RefSeq and is a predicted model, not a curated record. NCBI's taxonomy places the organism in Eukaryota, Metazoa, Chordata, Aves, Galliformes, Phasianidae. The transcript has 8 exons.
GGGGCGAGGGCGGGCCGCGUGCUGGGAGCCCGCCUCAGAGGAAGUGAUGGAGGCCGAGGGAGGAGGCCGAGCAGCCGCUGGUUGCUGUUAUUUGGUAGAUACAGUAGCAGGAGAUCCAGAGGUUCUGCAAGCAGAUGCUGAAACAUACUAUGAAAAACUGUUGAAGCAGUCGUCAUCUGCUCCUGACGUUUUUUCCAUCCCUGGAGGAGAAAAGGUUAAACUUGAAGAUGCCUGUGUGUGUUUUGUCCCCCUCUACCGAAAUAGUCCUACUUGCAAAAUGUUGCUGUUAACUGAUCCACAGGAUAAAGAGACAGUUUUGGCACUUUAUAUGAACCAGCGAUGGUGGCCUGUUGAAGAUGUUGUAAAAACUGCUGACCCUUCUAGAGAUGGGUUGAUUUCGGUCCAGACGUUUGGAGAAAGGAUUGUCCUCUUUGUUCUAAACUGCAUUAUUUUUGGAAUGCCGGAAGGGAAUUCAGCUAAUGAUGCAUUCUUUCUACCUCACUCUGCCACUGAGUGUGCCAAAAUACUCUGGAGAAAUGGUGAGGCUGUUGCCUUUUACUCAGUGAAGAUGAAAGGGAGUCUAUGUGAUGGUACUACCAGUCAAUGUUACUUGCUGCCAGUUUUGGAUACUAUAUUUGUCCAGAGAAAGUACAGAAGAGGUGGCCUAGGGAUGAAAAUGCUGCGUGAUUUCUGUCAGUCCUUCAAGACUGAGGAUGCCUUGGGGAUCAGCUGCCCUAUUUCUGCUGCCAUGUAUCAAGUUUGCCUGAAAUACUUACAGACUUACCCUGAGGAACAGAAGCGACUCUGGGAGGUGGAAGCACCAGGAGAUUGGAGCCAGCGAGUGAAUAUCUGGUUAAAAAUUCAGAUGGAGUCAUCCCUUUCAGGAAGGCAUGGAAUACAUUCUUGAUGUUGAGAAAGAAGCAGGAGGUGCCACAGGAAAAUAAAUAAAUAAACAAAGAAGAUGACAGCAAGCAGUAAGGACUCUGAACUCACAGUCCCGAGCGGCAGGACAUAGAACAAAGUGGAGGCAAUAAUCACCAAUGCAAAGGAUCCAGAAGAGGAGCAGAUCCUCGGGAUGUUGUUGGAGACAAGGCCAUCAAAUGAUUCAGGAUUAUACCAUAACUGCACUCUAAAAAUGCAGCAAAAUCUCAGUCUAGCUUUAAAAAAAAAAUGUAAUCGAAUGUGCAUGAUUUGUAACACCAGAUAGAUUUUUUUCAGGUAAGAUGUAAUUUUUUUUUGCAAGGGACAUGUUCUCU